This is a messenger RNA of Rhododendron vialii, 1020 nucleotides long. RefSeq names its product putative receptor-like protein kinase At3g47110. The transcript has 4 exons. Lineage: Eukaryota; Viridiplantae; Streptophyta; Magnoliopsida; Ericales; Ericaceae. The record is from RefSeq and is a predicted model, not a curated record. The coding region runs from base 1 to 1020 and encodes 339 amino acids. Gene Ontology annotation, molecular function: protein binding.
AUGAAGAUGAGUCCAGUAACUAAAUCUCUCUCAAUUGAUCUCCUAGCCUUAUUUCUCUCUCUCAUCCCAUUCCUUCAAAACAGAGCCCUUGCCCUUGACACAACAUCAUCCCUCAGUCUUAUUAACACCAUUAAUGUUGCUAGGAACGAGACUGAUUUCCAUGCAUUAUUGGCCUUCAUGUCCAAUAUUUUCCCACAAUAUCACCAGGCCUUGAGCUCAUGGAAUGAAUCUCUCCAUUUCUGUCACUGGGAAGGUGUCAAAUGCGGCUGCCGACACGAACGAGUGACCGUUAUAGACCUUGCCUCCAGAGGUCUAGCAGGUUCUUUGUCUCCUUAUAUUGGAAACCUUAGCUUUCUACGGGAGCUUAGCCUCAUAAACAACACUUUUAUUGGUGAAAUUCCAACUGAACUUGGUAAUCUUUUGAAGUUACAGAUACUGAAACUCGCGUAUAACGGUUUUGAAGGGAAAAUUCCAACAAGCCUAUCUCGUUGCUCCAAUCUUGGGUUCCUUAGUGUAACCAGCAACAAGCUAGUUGGAGAGUUUCCGAAAGAACUUGGUUAUUCAAUGCCGAGACUCAAAUCACUCUACGUUACUAGUAACAAUUUGACUGGAGGGAUUCCUCCAUCGAUUGGAAUCUUACUUCUCCGCAAUUUGGAGCUGUUGGGUUUGGAAGAUAACCAAUUUGGAGGUGAAUUACCAAAUUUUAUAACAAUGAAUGAUGAAAAUAACCUUAAUGGGAGCAUACCAAGACAACUAUUGAUGCAAAAUUCGUUUCAAGGAUCUAUUCCUUCAUCAAUGGAAUCCUUGAGAGGUAUUCAAAAUUUGGACCUUUCUCACAACAACUUAUCCGGUCAAAUUCUAGGAUUCUUAGGGACUUUUUCCUUGAAGAAUCUCAAUUUGUCCUUCAACAAUUUUGAAGGAGAGUUACCAAUGAGAGGGGUCUUCACAAAUGCAAGUGCAAUAUCUGUUGCUGGAAAUUAUAGGCUUUGUGGUGGCAUUCUUGAACUGCUACUAGCUUGA